Adineta steineri is the source of this 2652-nucleotide messenger RNA. The record is from the annotation of a GenBank genome assembly. NCBI's taxonomy places the organism in Eukaryota, Metazoa, Rotifera, Eurotatoria, Adinetida, Adinetidae.
AUGGCCACACAAGAUAUCAUGAAUAUUCUUGUGGGAACAGUCACAGGAUCACAAGCUGAUUUAGAAAAUGCACGAAAUUUUCUUGCUAAAGCAGCUGAACAAAAUCUGCCUGAACUAUUAAAACAAUUUUCGGAUAUAUUAAUAACUGCUACAAAUAAUCCAUUAGCACGUACACAAGCAGCAUUGCAACUUAAAAAUGCUCUUUAUUCAAAAGAAGAAAAUUUAAAACAAGUCUAUCAAGAACGUUGGCUUAGUAUACCAGAAGAUACUCGAGCACAUAUUAAAAAUAAUUGUUUUAAUACACUCGGUACUGAAACUGCUAAACCAUCACAAGCAGCUCAAUGUGUUGGAUAUAUUGCUUGUGCUGAAUUACCUCGUGGUCAAUGGCAAGAUUUAAUAAAACGCCUGGUUGACAAUGUUACGACAGUGGGCAGAGCUGAUAAUGUACGGGAAGCGAGUUUGGAAGCACUCGGUUACAUAUGUCAAGAUAUUGAUUCAAAUGUUCUUGUACCUCAAAGUAAUGUUAUAUUAACUGCACUUGUCUAUGGUAUGCGUAAAGAAGAAACAAAUGAUAAUGUUCGACUUGCUGCAACAACAGCUAUGCUUAAUUCAUUAGAAUUUACAAAAAAUAAUUUUCAAAAUGAUAGUGAAAGACAUUAUAUAAUGCAAGUUGUUUGUGAAGCGACUCAAGUAGCAAAUAUAAAAAUUCAAGUAGCUGCUAUACAAAAUCUUGUUAAAAUUGUUACUCUAUAUUAUGAUUAUAUGGAAUAUUAUAUGGGUCCCGCAUUAUUUGCUAUUACAAUGGAUGCAAUGAAAUCUAAUCAUGAUGAAAUAGCUUUACAAGGUAUUGAAUUUUGGUCGAAUGUAUGUGAUGAAGAAUAUGAAUUACAAAUACUUCAACAAGAAGCACAAGAACAAAAUCGACAACCUGAACGAACAAGUCGUUAUUAUGCACGUGGUGCUUUACAAUAUUUAGUACCAGUAUUACUUCAAAGAUUAACUAUGCAAGAAGAAAGUGAUGAUGAAGAUGAUUGGAAUCCAUUUAAAGCUGCUGGUGUUUGUCUUAUGUUAUUAGCAAAUUGUGCUGAAGAUGCUAUUAUUCCACAUGUGUUACCAUUUAUUACUGCAAAUAUAAAUCAUGCUGAUUGGAAAUAUAGAGAAGCAGCUGUUAUGGCAUUUGGUUCAAUGUUAGAAGGACCUGAUGCUGCUAGUAUAAAACCAAUUGUUGAACAAGCUAUACCAUUUUUACUCCAAUUAUUACGUGAUUCAAAUAUUGCUGUACGUGAUACAACAGCAUGGACAAUUGGAAGAAUAUUUAAAUUUGUUACACAAGCCGUUUUGACAGAUGGAUUAAUUGGAGAAAUUGGAAAAACACUUGUAAAUGGUUUAAAUGAUGUACCACGUGUAGCAACAAAUAUUUGUUGGUCAUUUUCAAGUUUAGCAAGUGCAGCUUAUGAACAUGCAGAAAGCUUAGAUGAUGAAGAUGAUACACCGAAAACUUAUUUACUAUCACCAUUUUUUGAUGAUAUUGUUAAAAAAUUGAUUGAAACAACGGAUAGACCCGAUGGUAAUCAAUCAAAUCUACGUAAUGCAGCUUAUGAAGCAUUAAUGGAAAUGAUUCGUUAUAGUCCAAAAGAUUGUUAUGUUACUGUUCAAAAAACAACAUUAACUAUAGUUGAUCGUCUUAAUCGUGUUAUAUCAAUUGAAAGUCAUGCAACGAAUUCAAAUGAUCGAGUACAAAUUAGUGAUCUUCAAUCAUUACUUUGUGCAACACUUCAAAGUGUUCUUCGAAAAAUGCAUGGAAAUGAUGCACCACUUAUAUCUGAUCCAAUUAUGGAAGCUUUAUUAUCAAUGCUUAAAUCUAAUACUGGCAAAAGUAGUGCUGUACAAGAAGAUGCACUUAUUGCUAUUGGAACACUUGUUGAAGUUUUGGGAUUAAACUUUAUGAAAUAUAUGGAUUAUGUUCUUCCAUUUGUAUACGAAGCAUUAAAUAACCAUACGGAAUAUCAAAUAUGUGCAGCUGCUGUUGGUAUUAUUACUGAAUUAAGUCGUUCAUUACUUGAUAAAUUAAUUCCAUAUUGUGAUCAAAUAAUGACACAUUUAUUUACUUGUCUUAGUGAUGAUAAAUUACAUCGUUCAGUAAAAACUCAAAUUUUAAGUACAUUUGGUGAUAUAGCUUCAGCUAUAGGUGGACAUUUCAAAAAUUAUCUUGAACAUGUACUAAACACACUUAAUCAAGCUUGUCGUGCUCAAGUAGCUAACAAUGAUUAUGAUAUGAUUGAUUAUUUAAAUGAAUUACGUGAAGGUUGUUUAUCAGCUUAUACAGGUAUUAUUCAAGGACUUCGUGGUUCUACGACAACCGCAAAUUCAGUUGUACUUGCUGAAUUACAAUUAGUUACAGCACAAUUACCAUUUAUAAUGCAAUUUCUUGAAACAAUAGCACGUGAUACAAAUAAAUCUGAUUCAUUAAUAAGUGCUGCUAUUGGUUUAAUUGGUGAUCUUGUAACAACAUAUGGGCAAGUUAUGUUACAAUUUGUUGAACGUGAAGCAUUUGAAAAACUAUUAACUGAAGGCAAACGAUCAAAAGUAGUGAAAAAUAAAACAUUAGCAACAUGGGCAAUUAAAGAAAUUCGAAAAUUAAGAAAUAAUUAA